AAAAACAACAGCGUACAUCCAGUGGCGCCGCUCAGAUGUUGUUAGUAUAACGUUAAUACUUUAAUAUGUCGCCAACCAGUCCUCACAAAUAUCAAUGCGCUUUUAAUGUUAUUUUUGGCUUAUACGUCAGUUAGCCUUCGAAAUGGCUGAAAUACAAGAAGAAUGCGGAUAGACACGAAAGGAACAAACUUAGGUUGCUCUCGAUAGAUGUGGAAUCAGGGAAACGUGUAUUUUUAAAAUACGAGGGAGAGUCCAGAUGUGUUAGAUACUGUAGGACUACCUCACCCGAAAUGACCUCAACGAAGCAGCGGGAAAUGAAAUUGGAGAGGCAUUAAGUGCACACACUCGUGUCUGCAGCUGCCGCGCGCAUUUCCUAUUCGUUGCGCGCGUCCCGACGGCUGUGCGCGCGGACCCCUGUAAACACAACACCGGUGGGACAAAAUGACUAUCCCGAAAGACAUCCCGGAGAAGUGGUUCCCAGUCAUUCUUCCUCUUAAACGGAAGAAAGAGGAAUUAUCCAGCUCGACAAAAAUAAGAAACACCGCAGUGUGUUUUGGUUGUGUCACAGAGGAGGAAAGGAGAGUCCGAGCCAACGACAGAGAGUACAAUGAGAAGUUUCAGUACGCUAGCAACUGCAUCAUGACCUCGAAGUACAAUGUCAUCACCUUUCUACCUGUCAACCUCUUUGAGCAGUUCCAGGAAGUUGCCAACACCUACUUCCUGUUUCUCCUCAUACUGCAGUUGAUUCCACAGAUCUCCUCAUUAUCCUGGUUCACCACCAUUGUGCCUUUAGUGCUGGUGCUGAGCAUCACUGCAGUCAAAGAUGCCACUGAUGACUAUUUUCGUCACAAAAGUGACAACCAGGUGAAUAACCGUCAGUCUCAGGUCCUCAUCGGUGGCAUUCUUCAGAAAGAGAAAUGGAUGAAUGUCAGAGUCGGUGACAUCAUCAAGCUAGAGAACAAUCAGUUUGUGGCGGCUGAUCUGCUCCUGUUGUCCAGCAGUGAACCUCACAGCCUGUGUUACAUUGAGACUGCAGAGCUAGAUGGCGAAUCAAACAUGAAGGUGCGUCAAUCUCUGUCUGUUACCUCAGAGCUGGGAGAUCCUAAUAACCUGGCCCAGUUUGACGGAGAGGUGGUGUGUGAGCCCCCCAACAACAAGCUAGACCGUUUCUGUGGGACUCUGUAUUGGAAAGACUGUAAAUAUGCCCUCAGCAACCAGAACAUGCUGCUGCGUGGCUGCGUACUGCGCAACACCGAGAGCUGUUAUGGCCUUGUUAUAUUCGCAGGUCCUGACACCAAGCUGAUGCAGAACAGCGGCCGCACAAAGUUCAAGAGAACCAGUAUAGAUCGACUGAUGAACACACUGGUGCUGUGGAUUUUCGGCUUUCUCGUGUGUAUGGGAGUGAUCUUGGCCAUAGGAAACGCAAUAUGGGAAAAGGAAGUGGGUGCUUUGUUUCAGAGUUUCCUACCCUGGGAUCCUCCAGUAGACAACUGUAUCUUCUCUGCCUUUCUCUCCUUCUGGUCUUAUGUCAUCAUCCUCAACACAGUUGUGCCUAUUUCCCUCUACGUCAGUGUGGAGGUGAUUCGUUUGGGUCACAGUUAUUUUAUUAAUUGGGACCGGCGGAUGUUCUGUAGCCAUAGUAACACAGCAGCGGAGGCCCGAACCACCACACUGAAUGAAGAGCUGGGACAGGUGGAGUACAUCUUCAGUGACAAGACAGGAACCCUCACUCAGAACAUCAUGACCUUUAACAAGUGCUCCAUCAACGGCCAUGCAUAUGGUGAGGUGGACACUCUUGGUGCCCAGCAAAAGAGGACUCCAGAGCCCCUGGACUUCAGCUCGUGGAACCCCUUAGCCGACCGUGACUUCUGUUUUUAUGACCAGUCUCUGCUGGAGGCUGUCAUGAUGGGGGAAUCAGCAGUGCAUGAAUUUUUUCGUGUGCUGUCUCUCUGCCACACAGUCAUGAGUGAGGAGAAGAGCGAGGGAGAGCUGUUAUAUAAGGCUCAGUCUCCAGAUGAGGGGGCAUUGGUAACAGCUGCCCGUAACUUUGGCUUCGUGUUUCGCUCCCGAACGCCUGGUACGGUCACCACACAAGAGCUUGGCAAAUCGGUGACGUACACACUCCUUGCCAUCCUGGACUUCAAUAACAUUCGCAAAAGAAUGUCUGUCAUAGUGAAAAAUCCAGAGGGCCAUAUACGUCUGUACUGUAAGGGUGCAGACACUGUGCUUUUUGAGAGGCUUCAUCCCAGCAACCAGGAGCUGUUAAACAUCACUUCAGACCAUCUUAACGAGUAUGCAGGUGAUGGGUUACGGACGCUUGCUGUGGCCUAUCGGGAUCUGUCUGAGAAGCAGUGGGAGGAGUGGGAGGAGCGCUAUCGUUGUGCUGAUAAGGCCACAGACUGCAGAGAUGACCGGCUGGCUGGUGCCUAUGAGGAGAUUGAACAGGAUAUGAUGCUGCUUGGGGCCACAGCUAUAGAAGAUAAACUACAAGAGGGGGUUCCUAAGACAAUUGCCAUUCUCUCAUUGGCUAACAUCAAGAUCUGGGUGCUAACUGGAGACAAGCAGGAGACUGCAGUGAAUAUUGGAUAUUCCUGUAAGAUGUUAACAGAUGCCAUGACGGAGAUCUUCAUCGUUAAUGGACACACUGUCCAAAGCGUGCGUGAAGAACUGAGAAAAGCCAGAGAGCGGAUGAUUGAGUCAGCACGCACCAGGGAUGGAGGGAAGGAAGCGGAGGCUCAGGGUUGGGGUGGGGCUUGUGCGGUUGGCAAUGGAUGUGGAGGUGAUGCUGCUAAUUGGAGUCCUGAUGAGAGUAAACGCCCCCCUCCUCAGGCCCCACCAUCUUCCCUGCUGGAGUCGAUCGGUGGAGAGUUUGCCCUCAUCAUCAGCGGACACAGCCUGGCUCAUGCGUUGGAAGCAGAUAUGGAGCGUGAGUUUUUGGAUACGGCGUGCGCAUGUAGGACAGUGAUCUGCUGCAGGGUGACUCCUCUUCAGAAAGCUCUGGUGGUAGAGCUGGUUAAACGUCAUAAGAAGGCCGUCACACUUGCCAUUGGAGAUGGAGCCAAUGACGUCAGCAUGAUAAAGACGGCUCACAUCGGCGUAGGCAUUAGCGGUCAGGAGGGGAUCCAAGCCGUGCUGGCAUCAGAUUACUCCUUUUCCCAGUUCUGCUUCCUGCAGCGACUCCUGCUGGUGCAUGGACGCUGGUCUUACCUGCGCAUGUGUCGAUUUCUCUGUUACUUCUUCUACAAAAACUUUGCUUUCACUAUGGUGCACUUCUGGUUUGGAUUCUUCUGUGGAUUUUCAGCACAGACUGUUUACGACCAAUAUUUCAUCACUCUCUACAAUAUCGUGUACACAUCCCUGCCCGUGUUGGCAAUGGGCAUUUUUGAUCAGGAUGUUCCUGAGCAGAGGAGCUUAGAGUAUCCAAAGCUGUACGAGCCCGGCCAGCUGAACCUGCUGUUUAAUAAACGAGAGUUUUUCAUCUGCAUUGCACAAGGAAUCUACACCUCUGUGGUUCUGUUCUUCAUUCCGUAUGGAGUUCUGUUUCAUGCCACGCAGAGCAACGGCGUCCCACUCGCAGACUAUCAAACCUUUGCAGUAACUACUGCCACAGCCCUCGUCAUUGUUGUCAGCGUCCAGAUUGCUCUGGACACUGGUUAUUGGACAGCUAUCAAUCACUUCUUUAUAUGGGGGUCUUUGGGUACCUACUUCACUAUCCUCUUUGCUAUGCACUCCAGCAUCCUGUUCAGGAUUUUCCCUAAACAGUUCCAAUUUCUUGGCAGUGCCCAUAACACAUUAAGCCAGCCUGUGGUGUGGUUGACCAUUGUUUUGGCAACAGUCGUUUGCAUUGCUCCAGUCCUUGCCUUCCGCUUCCUCAAACUGGACUUAAAACCUCAGCUGUCAGAUACGGUGCGCUACACUCAACUUGUGCAGCAGAAAAAGCGGAAGCCCUGUGGCCGCACGGGUCGUGGAGUGGGUGGGGCUGGACCAGCUGGUGGCAGCGCUCUCGGGCGUCUGGGGAGAGGUGGCUCUCGGCGCUCUGGAUAUGCAUUCGCCCACCAGGAAGGUUUCGGCGAGCUGAUCACGUCAGGAAAGAACAUGCGCCUGAGCUCGCUGCCUCUCGCCUCAUUCGCCUCUCGCCAUAGCAGCGGUUGGAUUGACACUCUUCGCAAGAAAAAACACACGAACAACACAGGUUCACAUAUUACACUGACCGCUGCAGACGACAACACAGCUUCUGCUCAUGGCCCACCGCAUUCUACAUCUUCCUCUACGAUUGGCCCUCAAGACACAACGCAGGCCGAGGCAGGGCAAGGGUGUAAUGAACCAGUCCUUAAUAACAACCCUGAUGAUAUUGCUCUUUGCAUGGUUAGAUGUGGAGAAAAAGAGGCUGGAGGAUGUAGUGAUGUAACGGCGCAGGAAUCAAUGUUUGCGUGCAGGGGUUCUGGAUCUUCUUCCAUUGCAAAGGAAACCUUGAAUGGCGAGUGAGGAAAAGUGACUGACGGGAGGAUAAACCAUUCGGGAAUCACUGAUGUGAAUCCUCGCACCUUCUGGUGUUUAUUUGGCUGUGUUUUUGAGGACAUGGCCAGUGAAGACAGAGCACCUGACGUAUGGUCUAGGAGUAAAGACAUGCUUAAAUUCACAUGAAAACACAAACUGUGCAUCCAGACAGUGCAAAGAGUGUUAUCUGUUAUCACAUUCCCUGUACUGUAUACGACAUGUCUUGUCAGUAAGGGCCACUUAGUAAUUUGAUUUGUUUAUGGCUGAAAGAGAGUUUUCCAUUCUAGCAAAGCUUUCAAAACAUCAAACUAUGUUAAAGCUUUUUCUGCCUUAACUUUGAUUCUAAAAAGCCAUAUCAGUUUUAACUUUGAUUAGUUAUAAGAGUUUUAUGGCUGUUUUACACCGCAUGUGCCAGCAGAUAGUACGGGAAGCUGCAGUGUGACUAUAGAAGCAGAACUGAUGUAGUGGUGCCCGGAGAAGUGGGUAUACUCUUAAUUUACUAUGGGGCGGUUUCCCGGACAGGGAUUAGAAACUAAAAUAAAUGUAAGAGCUGUUCAAACUGAAAACAACUUGCACUGACAUAUCUUAAAAUACAUGUGUGCCCUUUGUUUUGCCUCUAAGUGCACACAAGUUAUGUGUUUAGUAAGGCAUGUAUGUUAAAACUAGUUAUAUUUCCUAAUUAAACUAAGGCCUAGUCCUGGCUAAAGCUAAUCCCUGUCCGGAAAACCUACAGUUGAAUGCCCUGUGUUAUUAAAAGUGACAUGUAAGAUUGCAUAUUUAGUUCACUCCAAAAUUGAUCUUUCAGCAUACUGGUCAUUUUGAAAUUAUUAUUUAUCAAUGUUUAAAAUUUAAAAGUGGGUAUACCCUAUGCCCUCUAAUAAAGAAGUGGAUACUCCAUAUACCCUGCACUUCACCACUGCCACUAAUACUGAAAGCGUCUAUGCCGCAUAAUGCUGCGUUUACACCAACCGCGGUAGAGGCGUGAAGCGAUUUCAAUGUUGAAUCAAUGUGAAGACGCGUUGACGCGCGUCUGGAGGUCUCGCGGUGCGGAUGAGGCGUUUGGCGCGGAUUGAGUGCUGCUUUUUGUGCAUUUUGCCCGGAGUCACUCAUUCAACAUGAAGGAAUGCUUGAUAUUGUCCGUGAGCAGUCACCUGGAGCUAUAAGACACACGUUCUUAUUUCUAUAGAGACAGGAAUAAUAAGGACCUCGCUUGGAAGAGUGUCAGUGAGGACAUUGGGCAACCUGGUGAGUUGUAAUACACAUUUCACUUUUGAGUCACGUGACGUUUAUCAACCUGCGCCGUUUAAAUUCCCCCUAUAGUAAGGUUACCAAAUACAAACAGGUAACUCUCUCAAUAAAUGCAGAC
Misgurnus anguillicaudatus (oriental weatherfish) is the source of this 5863-nucleotide messenger RNA. RefSeq names its product ATPase phospholipid transporting 8B2 (gene atp8b2). Gene Ontology annotation, biological process: phospholipid translocation; Golgi organization. Gene Ontology annotation, cellular component: trans-Golgi network; plasma membrane. NCBI's taxonomy places the organism in Eukaryota, Metazoa, Chordata, Actinopteri, Cypriniformes, Cobitidae. The record is from RefSeq and is a predicted model, not a curated record. Gene Ontology annotation, molecular function: magnesium ion binding; ATPase-coupled intramembrane lipid carrier activity; ATP binding.